AUGUCUAAUCGAUCGCCCUCACAAAGUCCUUCGAGACACAUAACCGUUGUUGACGUUUACGAUUUGGCCGCAUCGAUUGGCAAAGACUUCGAGCGAAUCAUUGAUUUAUUCGGCAGUGACAGUGUUCGACAAAUUAUGCCAAAGGUAAUAUCAGCUUUAGAAACUCUUGAAGCAUUAGCAAACAAUAAUGAAAAAGAAAACGAAGAAAUUAUAUCACUUAAAAAGGCUGUUGAGCGACUAGAAAAUGACAAAUAUUUAAAACAACAAGAUCGACUAAAAUUUGAAAUGGAACUUGAAGCAAUUGAAGAAAACUAUAGGAAGGAAAUAGAUGAUUUAUGGACAAUGGUGAAGAAUUUGCAAUUAGAAAAUAGGCAUUUAAGUGAAUUGUCUUCUCACGCUAAUAGUCCAACUUUGCCAGGAGCUCUUCGUGACGAAGAUUUAAAUGUAAUGCUCGAGCUUCGUGAAUUAUCAAAUAAACAAAAGGAACAAAUCAAAGAAUUGCAAAAGGAUAUUGAUACAUAUUCUUGUGAAGUGGAAAAUCUGCAUAAUAACAUUGAAAAAUUGAUAAGGCAAAAUGAGGAAUUGUUACGAAAGAAUGCUUCUCUGCAGAAACAAGGGCGAAUGCUUGUGGAAGAAAAAAGUGAUAUUAUAAAACGAUUGCAACUUACAGAAGAAUCUAAUAUUAAGCUGACUAAACUUUUCAAAGAUGCCACUCGACAAUGUAAAGAUCUUCAACAAUAUCAAAUGGAAGAUGGCGAAAAUGCUCCAAAGUUCACAUUAGCUGAGCUUCGGGAAGUUUUACAGGAAAAGAAUUUACUUAAAGGUAAAGUGAUGGAAUUAGAAGAGGAGCUUGAACAGUUGCGACCAAAAAGUAGUAGUUCCAGUAGUAGUGAGACGAAUAAGGAUCUGUUGUUUGAAACCAGAAGCUCCAAUUCUGAUGAAUGCACAGUUUAUGGUCCAAUUAACAAAGAACCCGAAGAAAAAUUGCGUCCAUGGAAAUACGAAAGAAAAGAUAGUGGAGUUAGAAAAUUUUUCCGCUUUUUCUUUAAAGAAGGAUUCAAGGACAGCCCAAUGCACGCACCAAGUAGUCCAGUGCCUCCAAUGCGAACAAUGUCAUCUCUUUCAAAUAUCAAUGUGUCACCACGGUCUUAG
Molecule: messenger RNA, 1152 nt
Organism: Dracunculus medinensis (Guinea worm)
Lineage: Eukaryota; Metazoa; Nematoda; Chromadorea; Rhabditida; Dracunculidae
Source: the annotation of a GenBank genome assembly